Quercus lobata is the source of this 693-nucleotide messenger RNA. RefSeq names its product late embryogenesis abundant protein At1g64065-like. The transcript has a single exon. The record is from RefSeq and is a predicted model, not a curated record. NCBI's taxonomy places the organism in Eukaryota, Viridiplantae, Streptophyta, Magnoliopsida, Fagales, Fagaceae. Bases 90 to 647 code for a protein of 185 amino acids.
UUCUUUCCUACUUGAGCCUCUCAAUUCUUUAGCUUCAAUCCAAACCCAGACAAAGUCUCUCAUACAACCUUAGUAAAAGCACUCAAAAAAUGACGAACCCCAACAAAGAUUCACGCAGUAAAAGGAAGAGGUGCUUGGCAUACAUAAUUGCUGGGGUCAUAGCACAAACCAUAAUCAUAGUUCUCUUUGUGCUACUUGUUAUGCGCAUCAGAAAUCUGAAGGUACGAAUUGAUUCAGUCUCUGUGGAGAGCCAUACGUACACCAAUUCCUCAUUUAGUGUGAAACUAAAUGCUGAAAUCAGUGUUAAAAACACCAAUUUUGGUGAGUUCAAAUUCGACAACAGCACUGCUACAAUAUCUUACAAUGGUACUAAGGUUGGAGAGUUUACUAUAAUUAAGUCACGAGCAAAGUUUCGAUCGACCAAGAGGUUUAAUGUCACGGUGACAGCAACAUCAGCCAAAGUUUCCACCAAAUCUCUAUUGGCUAGUGACCUCAAUUCUGGAAAAUUACCAUUAACAAGCUAUGCCAAAUUGAGUGGAAAGGUACAUUUGUUAAUGAUUUUCAAGAAGAAAAAGUCUGCAGAAUUGAGUUGCAGCAUGGCUGUUAAUACCAAGUCACAAGCUAUCGAGAAUUUGACAUGCGAGUGAAAGUGCUCAACUGCUCUUUCUUUUUCUUUUUCUUUUUUCUUUUUUU